Molecule: messenger RNA, 645 nt
Organism: Callorhinchus milii (elephant shark)
Lineage: Eukaryota; Metazoa; Chordata; Chondrichthyes; Chimaeriformes; Callorhinchidae
Product: M-phase specific PLK1 interacting protein
Exons: 2
Coding region: 119-631 (170 amino acids)
Cellular component (GO): nucleus; midbody; centrosome
Source: RefSeq, a predicted model, not a curated record
AGGAGAAGCAGUAGCAGCGAAGGGUUUUCGGGCCUCGCAGCAUGGCGCAGGCAACAGGCAGGGCUUCCGCAGCCCCCCGCCCACGGCCUACCCCGGCUCGCUGAGCCCCGCCCUCACCAUGCAGCCCCCCGGGGGUUUGCCUCACGCGUGGGGCUCUCCCACUCCGCCCUACGGGCCCGGUCCCCGCCACCGGGGUUCGCCUCAGCAGCAGCAGCUACAACAGCAGCAGCAGCAGCAACAAGGCCAAGGAGCGCCGCCAUUUCAUCACCAGCAUCACCACCACCACCACCAACAACAACAACAACGCUACAACAGCCCGUGUGUCAGUCACCAACAACCGGGCUACAGCCCCCGGCACCGAGGAGGCCGCGGCUACUCCUCGCCGCCCUAUCACCCGCUCUCCCCGGCCCACAGGAAGUACCAGGGCUCGCCCAGGACCUCGACGCCGUCGUUCGGUGGGGCCCAAGGCCGGGAGAACCGCUUCUCGACCAACGUGGAGCACUAUUACAAGCCUUCCAUGCUCGAGGACCCGUGGGCUCACCUGGAGCCGGUCUCUGUUUGUGACAUUAACCAGCAGCACAGCCAACAACAGACCACCAGCUCGGGUCAAAGAGGGAGGUAUUUCAGUUAAACAAAAACAGAGAG